Messenger RNA from Penicillium manginii, 414 nucleotides. Its product is annotated as O-methyltransferase. Gene Ontology annotation, molecular function: methyltransferase activity. Lineage: Eukaryota; Fungi; Ascomycota; Eurotiomycetes; Eurotiales; Aspergillaceae. The transcript is spliced from 2 exons. The record is from RefSeq and is a predicted model, not a curated record. The coding region runs from base 1 to 414 and encodes 137 amino acids.
AUGAGGGUUAUGAAUGCACUCGGGCUAUGCGCCACUUCGGAGCCUGAGAAGUAUAUUGCCACGGACAAGUCCGCUAGUAUGAUACAUCCAAUAGGACGAGAUGGCGUCCCUUGUAUCUUUGACCUGACCGUUCCGACGCUCUCCAAGCUUCCUGAAUACUUUCGACUUCAUGGUUACAGAAAUCCCCAAGAAUACUCCACUUCCCCGAUGAAAUGGGCUGUGGGAAAAAGUCAAUUCGAGUGGCUCGCUGAGAAUAAAUUGCAUCAAGAUCUUUUUAAUUCGUACAUGUCAAGUCGGCGUGAAGGAAGACUCAAUUGGUUCAUCAUAUAUCCAAUUGAAAGACUAAUGACAGGAGCAGUGGCUAUCGCCGAUGCAGUUUUCCUUGUUGAUAUCGGGGGGGAAUCAGGGGCAUGA